Messenger RNA from Coniosporium apollinis CBS 100218, 2814 nucleotides. RefSeq lists its product as uncharacterized. Gene Ontology annotation, molecular function: DNA binding. Gene Ontology annotation, cellular component: nucleus. Lineage: Eukaryota; Fungi; Ascomycota; Dothideomycetes. Bases 1 to 2814 code for a protein of 937 amino acids. The record is from RefSeq and is a predicted model, not a curated record. The transcript has 3 exons.
AUGCGCGCUCCUCGCGGCAGCAAGAUUCAGCCUGUCGCAGAGACGGCGUCUAUAUCGCGUCCGAAGCGUGGCGCUGCGCCCACGGAGCUCGAGGAACCCAAGCAAAAGCGCGCGAAGAAGUCCACCGCAACUACCGCGACUGAGGUUAAGUCAGUAAAGUCCAUCGCGACCAAAGGCGCGAAGGAGAGCAAUGGCGAGAUCGCGACAGGAGAAACGACCGAGACGCCUAAGCGCCGCGGUCGUCCAGCCAAGGUCGCUGCUGUGACAACGGUUGUUCAAGAGGAAGAUGCAGGCGUUGAAGUACCACCCGAUCCGCCAAAGCGGAGAGGCCGUCCGGCGAAGAAUGCCGCUGUUGAAGAAGAGCCUCAUGUUGAGCCACAAGCUGCAUCACCGGCUGACCCGCCAAAGCGCAAAGGUCGUCCGGCCAAGAUCGUCGCCGUUGAGGAGGAGCCCGAACCUGAGGCAGAAGUUUCCGCGCCCGCUAAUCCACCGAAGCGUCGGGGGCGCCCCGCGAAGAAUGCGGACGACGAAGAGGAGGCUGAAGCUGUUCUCCCACCCACUGAACCACCAAAGCGCCGUGGCCGCGCUGCAAAAGUUGUGGAUGUAGAAGAAGUCGCCGCCACCGCACCAGCUGAAACGCCCAAGCGUCGCGGUCGCCCAUCAAAGACCGCACCUGCUAUCAUUGACAACCUGAUCGAAAAAGUUCUUGCCCCAACAGAGGCGCCAAAGCGCCGCGGAAGAGCUCCAAAGACUGCACCGAUCGAACAGGAGCCUGAGCCACCUGCAGCAGCUGAGACGGCUGCGCCUAAGCGUCGAGGUCGGGCACCGAAGGCCGCCGUCAUAGAAGAAGAUCAUGACGAGCCUGAAGUAGAAGUCGAGCCACCUGCUCCUACAGAAACACCCAAGCGCCGCGGUCGUCCCGCCAGAUCCGCCGUCGCGCCAGCUGAGGAAUCGACGCUGCAGCCUGCUGAAGCUCCGAAAGCCCGUGGCCGACCCAAGAAAGUUGCUGCUGAGCCAAAGGCAGAGACAGCGCCGGCGCCAGCGACUCCUGGAAGACGCGGCCGAUCUGCGGCACAGCAGCUAGUCGAGGAGGCAGAGGAGGCUGGGCAAGCUGCGCAGCUUUCUCCGGCAAUAGGACGGGGCAAGCGCAACGUUACGGCUAAGGAGGCGAAAGCACCCUCCAAAGUUACUAAACCUACUACGCGUAAAGCGCCUGCGAAGGGCACAACCGCGAAGGCUCGCGCCACUACCAGUGGCAGUGGCCGUGGGAAGAACCCACCCUUCAAGAGUCCACUCAAGCGUGCUGGUCAAGAAGCUGAUAUCGAUGCUGCAACCGCAGCUGGAGCGGCUGAAGAUAUGGAUAUCGAUAUUGAUGACGAGCAUGAUGCUGAGGAGGGUCCGUCAUACUGGUUGAUGAAGUCCGAAGCCGAGUCACGUCUUGAGAACGGCGUUGAUGUCAAGUUCUCCAUCGACGACCUUAUGGCUGCUGCUGCACCGGAGGAGUGGGAUGGCGUACGCAACACCGUCGCUAGGAACAACAUGCAGGCAAUGAAGAAAGGCGAUCUUGCUUUCUUCUACCAUUCCAACACCAAGACGCCCGCAAUCGUCGGUAUCAUGGAGAUCGUAGAGGAAGCUCAUGUUGACGAUUCGCAAUUUGACACCAAUUCCUACAAGUACGACGCAAAGUCAAGUCAAGAGAACCCCAGGUGGCAUUGCGUUUCGGUAUCCUUCAGGCAAAAGUUCCCUGAACCAGUCACCUUGCCCGAAUUGAAGAGAUACGCCAAAUCCGGCGGCAUCCUCGAGAACAUGCAACUCUUCAAGCAGAGUCGCCUUAGCGUUACCAAAGUCAGCAAGGCCGAAUGGAACUUCAUCAUGAGCCUCGCUAAUGAGACCGGCGACGAGAACGACGUCCCCAUGACCGAUCUCGAGGCGGCUGCCGAAGCGGCUUGGGAUGCUGCCGAGGAUGCCAUCGCUACCGCCGAAACCAUUGAGGAACUCGUUGAAGAAGCCGCCGAAGGGGCUCGCCGUGCACGCGUCUCCGCGCUCGAGGGCGUUACAGACUUCGCCACCGCCUUCGACGCACCCCCCGGCCUGACGCCCACCAUCGACUCUUCGGCCCUUGCAGACCCCUUGGAGGCGUUCCCCGAAGCCCCAGCCGCAGACCUUCCGACGGCUGCCGACCUGACUGCGCCCUAUGAAUCGAACCUCUUCGUCCCGUCUAUCGAAGACCCCUUCGCAAGCGUCGGCGUCACCCCGGCUUUCACGCCCGCCGCGCCCCCAACGCCCGGCGCGACCGACACCAUCGACACGAUCUUCGAAGUCAACGAGGAGCGCGAUAUCCUCCCGUCUGCAGGUCUCAAGCCGGCCGCAUCUUCACGCGCGCAGUCGGUGGCGCGCUCAACUCGCGGCGCAUCCAGGCAGAGAAGCGUCCCACCUGCCAAUGGCGGACCACUGCGCUCUUCGCGUGCGGGCUCGAGACAGCCGUCUGUGGGACCGAGCUCGAGUCGUCCGGGCACGAGCGGGAGUCUGACGGCGACGGGCAAACGUGCGCCGUCGAGGGCGGGGUCGGUGGCGAGGUCUACGCGCGGUACGAGCAGGCAGCCGAGUGUGCCGCCCGUCGCGACCGUGACUGAGGUCGUUGAGGUCGUUGAGGAGCAGAUUGUUGUCUACGAGGAUAGCGAGAAUGUUCCGCCUGGUAGUGCUUUGGGGGCUCUGGGUGGCGGGAUACUGAACGGUGCGGGCGCGUUGAUUGAGGGGUUGGAGACGUCGAUUGAGGCGGUGGUCGAGGCUGCUGCGGGGGCUGAAGAGCUCUGA